This is a messenger RNA of Saccostrea cuccullata (small rock oyster), 630 nucleotides long. Its product is annotated as neurogenic locus notch homolog protein 1-like. NCBI's taxonomy places the organism in Eukaryota, Metazoa, Mollusca, Bivalvia, Ostreida, Ostreidae. The transcript has 5 exons. Bases 1 to 630 code for a protein of 209 amino acids. The record is from RefSeq and is a predicted model, not a curated record.
AUGGAACUUGUGGGGCAGAUAAGACCAGUGCACGUGGUUACAGAUGUAACUGUGUUGAAAGUUAUGGAGGGGAGAAUUGUGAAGUUUAUCAUUUGUUGUGAACUUGAAGUAUAUUACGAAAAAGAAAAAUUUGGUUUACUGUUUCAAAAUGAAUCCUUGAUUCUAUUCGGUGUUUGUGACAGCCAUGUCUGUCUGAAUGGAGGCUGGUGUGAAGCAGACCAAACCAGCGCCCGGGGUUACAAGUGUAACUGUUUUCAGGGUUAUGUUGGAGACAAUUGUGAAGCUGAUAUAUGUGACGGCCAUGAUUGUAAGAAUGGAGGAAACUGUGUGGCCGACCAGUCUUUAAUACGAGGAUACACGUGCAGCUGUGUUACUGGAUAUGUUGGAGACAAUUGUGAAGUUCUUGCAAUAGACUGUAAGGUGCACCGUGACAUUGGUAACACUGAGUCAGGUGUGUACAGUAUUUUUCCCUUUGGACCUAGCUCUGAGUCUGUAAGAACCUACUGUGAUAUGGAGACAUUAGACGGAGGCUGGACAGCUAUCCAAAUUCGAAUAAACGAAUCUGUGAGCUUUGAGCGGAACUGGGCAGAUUAUAGGGUUGGCUUCGGUGGACCGGAACACAGUUUUUGA